Messenger RNA from Peniophora sp. CBMAI 1063, 1602 nucleotides. NCBI's taxonomy places the organism in Eukaryota, Fungi, Basidiomycota, Agaricomycetes, Russulales, Peniophoraceae. The record is from the annotation of a GenBank genome assembly.
AUGAUGGAGCAUACGAUAGACGUGGGCUUACCUCAGCAAGCCCCGGCUCCCAACGAAGAUUGCCCUGUCUUUCAGCUACCGAAUGAGUUGCUCGUCCAUAUAGUCGAGGCGCUGCCAGCUCCUGUGUUUCAUGGCCGGCGCUUCAAUGGAGCAUCAUACCCAGCCUUUGCGCUUUCGCACACGUGCAGAUUGUGGCGGUGUAUCGUGAUGGCUUACCCGCGAUGCUGGCGCUGGAUCCCGUGCACCAAUUCCCACUGGCUCGCCGAAGGGCUUCGUCGCUCAGAGGGCGCACUCCUGCGCGUCCACUUUGAUCUCAACUACUCUUGGAACUCUCCGGCGCCAGACUUGACCGGAUUGUCAGAGCAGGCUUCGAGGAUCGAAGCCGUUAUCAUGGGCGAUCGUCACGGCGGGCCUCCGCCUUUCGAAUGGGAGACUUUCAGUACCACCGGAGUGCUAUUGAGAUUUUUGAGAGAUAACGAGUUCCCCGCUAUGCGGGAGCUCAUUCUGGCGCAAUGGAAGAACCGUCGCCAUAUAAUAGAUCUACCCCCCAUUUUCUUGGACAAUACAACUCCCCUUCUGGAGCAUGUUUUCAUCUCCGAUACAAAUCUUAGACCUGGGCAAGCGUUUCUACAGUCGCCGCUCACGCAUUUUGAAAUGGCCAGGGGAUCUCCGGGAAGGUCGUUAAACGAUAUUGCUGAAUUCUUCAAAUCCGUACCGCGGUUGGAGGUGUUCAUCGCUCAUCAUCGGGUCUGGCUAUCCGACGCACGUCUCUUGGAGACGACCACCCAUCAUCCUCACAGCAUACCUCUCCCUUACUUGCGACAACUGAGAUGCGAAGGUGCUUUUGAAGGCGGACUUGCCAUUCUCAACCUGCUCGCGCUUUCAACGCGUUGCUCGGCGAGCAUCGCGAAUUGGAACCCAUAUGAGUUUCGGUGGAAUCGCAAGACAGACUGGUCCGUGGCGCUUGACAUUCUGUCAGCCCAUCUUUCGGCCGUUCCUGCCGCCGCGAUGUCUCAUUCGGCUUCGCAUAUUGAGCUCAUGUACCGGCGUCUCGAGGGUGACACGUCCCCGAACGAGGCUGCCUUGAGCAUGCACUAUGUUCCAGAGUCCUCCAAUGCCGAAAUUGUAUCAUUCAGAAUCAGGCUAUACGCCAAGGAUGAGGAUGAUGCACGUUCAUUCUACACCUCCACUCUCCGAACCCACCUCGCUCCGCAUCUCUUUGGUGCCACGCACACACUCCGUGUCGAGUUUGCGAACCCCGACUAUACGAACCCAGCGGACGAUCUAUGGUCAAGUCUGACCGAAAUGUCAGCUAUCAGGGCGUUGAAAUUGGCCGGUGAUGCUGGCACACUACUCUCGAAACUUGACAUACCCGACCACUCGCUGCGCGAGACACUGCCAGACUUACGACUUCUCACCCUGAGCCGAUUCGACUUCAGUAGCGAGCCUGAAGUCCGAGGUCGAAUCGCGGCCUUGCAGCGCGAUGGAGUAGCUUUGGAAACUUUGCGCUUUGAAGAGUGCGCUGGCGUUCCUCUGGAGGAACUUGCUCUCCUGCGCGCGUCGGCAGGUCUCGUUGUCGAGUGCGAGAACAACGAAGAGUGA